Molecule: messenger RNA, 318 nt
Organism: Prunus armeniaca (apricot)
Lineage: Eukaryota; Viridiplantae; Streptophyta; Magnoliopsida; Rosales; Rosaceae
Source: the annotation of a GenBank genome assembly
AUGUUGAAUAUUUCAUCUAUAAUUCAGUUGCCUGAGGAGAAAGAUACAACAGCUAGCAAAGAAGUGCAAACAGAAGAAGAAGAGCACGAAAAUGCUGAAGAAGUAAAAACAUAUGAAAAGACAGGAGAAAAUGAACACAAAAAUGCAGAGCCAGGCUAUGAUUCUCCCGUCAUUGUAGAAGCCUCUAGAGAUGCUGAUGCUAAGAUUUCACAUAAGAAAUCCCGUAAUAUCCUUUCGGGUAUCAAGCAUUCAAUAUCCAAGGUGAAGAAAGCCAUUACCGGCAAGUCUUCUCAUUCAAAGACACAAUCAGAAAAAUAA